Messenger RNA from Raphanus sativus (radish), 1024 nucleotides. RefSeq names its product sufE-like protein 2, chloroplastic. Lineage: Eukaryota; Viridiplantae; Streptophyta; Magnoliopsida; Brassicales; Brassicaceae. The record is from RefSeq and is a predicted model, not a curated record.
CAUACUUUCUAAUCUUUUUAUCCUGUCUUCGUCGCGUAGUUCAAGGUGCUCUCCUCUGAUCAUCCUUAAGUAUCUCUCCCCCCUCAUCUUCUCCUACCUCUUGCCUUCCAUUUUUCUUGAUCCCUUUUGUCACGGAACAUGAACACUUCAUCGCCGUUGAAAGUCUUUGCUUCUCCUCCUCUAAUUUCUACCUCAAGAACAACUUUAAAAGCUUUCUCUACCCCUAAAUUUUCUCCUAAACUCCCUAAAAGGACAAGAUGCAUGCAAGAUUCUAACAUCAAUCUUAACUUCGGUUCUAAACCGAAACCAAACCACGAGUUCCCUGUUUCUUUCGCGACUGCUUCCGUUGAAGCCCCCGCAACAACAACAACAAGAACAACCUCGGCCGACGACAAGCUUCGCCUCCUCGUGUCUGAGUUCCGAUCUUUAACAGAACCGAUCGACCGAGUCAAACGUCUCUUGAACUACGCGAUGGAUCUAGCUCCACUCGACGACUCGGCUCGUGUUCCGGAGAACAGAGUCCCGGGAUGCACGACUCAGGUAUGGUUAGACGUCAAGAUGGACGAGUUAGGUAGGAUGAGGUUUAGAGCAGACAGCGAUUCAGAGAUCUCCAAAGGGUUCUGUUCCUGUCUUAUUUGGAUCCUCGACGGGGCUAAACCAGAGGAAGUGAUGAACGUGAGAGGCGAGGACUUGGCGGAGAUGAACGUUGGUGUUCACGGGAAGGUCCAGUCGAGAGUCAACACGUGGCACAACGUCUUGAUGAGUAUGCAAAAACGGACCAUGGCUCUUGUUGUUGAUGCUGACGUGGCGCACCGAGAAAGAGACAGAGCCCCACCCCAUCAGCAUGAUCUUUUGUUUGGUUAUGUUAAUGGAGGAAGUUACAUGGAAUCUUCUAAGGGUCGGCAUGAUUACUCCAUUUCGCUGCUUCCUUUGUAUUAUGAUUACACUAUAUGAAUGUUUUGGUGUUUUCUAUAGAUUGUUGUAAAGCUUUCUGAAACAUAAAUUAAAAGUUUGUGUUUCUGUA